AUGUCUCAGACCACACCCAUCGACCAACAAACCCAUUCUCCCCGUUUUCCCCCAUACCUCGCUGAACCCCAAGUACUCACCGAAGCCCAAUGGGCACACCGCCUAGCCCUCACUCGUGAACAAACCAACAUCGUUGACGCCACCGAACUGAUGUCAGAUAGGCGCGCCUACUUUUAUCUUUUUCACCAGUCUAACAUUAUAUGCCCUACCGCCACAUACCCACUGGACACGUUUCAUCGUUGGCAAAACGCACUCCUUGUUGCUGAUGAACUACACGCAGUCACCGUCUCACUGGGUUUGUUGGUAGAUGAGCUUACACGGGACAACAAUUCCGUAUUGAAUAGAAUCCAUAGAAUGACGCUUGAGGAAGAAUUGCGAGAAUGGAGAGAAAGGAGCGGUCAAAGCAUUCCUACGCCCAGGUGGCUAAACCAUUUGCUGAGCCUUCCCGCAACAACGGGGCACCCUUUUCCAGGUCAUCACCCCCCAACCUCACCGCAGUCGCCUCAACUAGCAUAUCCCCCAUCUCCGCCAGAUCUUGUUCUACCUGCGCCCGCUCCAUCAUCCCCAACUCAUUCCUUCGCAACUGACUCAAUAGUCCCCAAAGCCAAUGCAGUAGAAGAAUUGCAAGUCAUAUUGAUUCCUACGCGUCCAACAACACCCCUCCUCCAACUCCCUCCACCUUGUUGCAGUCGCCAAUUAUGCAGGCAGCGCCCAGAGCGGGAGUCGAACAGGAGGUCGACACCUAUGUCAAGCAAUGAGUCGCCUCAGGUUAGAAGGCCAUUGAGGAGCAAUGAAGGAGCUACCUCGGCUUCUUUGCGAGGGAGCAAAAGGCCCUCACCCAUCUCCGACCACUCUAAUCCUACUCAAUCGCAAUCCUCUUCUGAACGACGCCGUCGCCCUCAUAUCCGACAUUGCUAUGCCUGUCAAGAAUAUGGCCAUUGUGCCAUCUACUGCCGAUGCCAUACCUGCUCUAUGUGUGGUUUAGACGUGCCCGGACACCGAGCUAAUGAGUGCAACCGGCAAUGCAACUUACCCUUUGUGGCAGACUCUUGGGGAUUAGACAACGAACACAAUGAUCUUGACGAAGACGCACAAUAUAAUGUAGACGGAGAACUAGGAGACUUUGGAGCAGUCUAA
Molecule: messenger RNA, 1137 nt
Organism: Serpula lacrymans var. lacrymans S7.9
Lineage: Eukaryota; Fungi; Basidiomycota; Agaricomycetes; Boletales; Serpulaceae
Exons: 4
Coding region: 1-1137 (378 amino acids)
Source: RefSeq, a predicted model, not a curated record